Molecule: messenger RNA, 7950 nt
Organism: Tetranychus urticae (two-spotted spider mite)
Lineage: Eukaryota; Metazoa; Arthropoda; Arachnida; Trombidiformes; Tetranychidae
Product: cubilin
Molecular function (GO): serine-type endopeptidase activity
Source: RefSeq, a predicted model, not a curated record
UCUUAAAUUCAUGAAUAUUAAAUUAUAGUUGAUUAUGCUAGUUAGAUCGAUAUGAAAAUAGUUAGAUCGGCGAAGAAAUUAGAGUCAACCAUGCUUUACUCACUUGCAAAAAUAAUGAUUAACCCGCCAAUAUGCCAUAGUCUUGUACCAGAAAAACCAGGAUAUUAUAAAGUAAUCAGUCAUCACUUUGUCACCUUCAUUUCCUUAAUCCUCAAGCCACCCUUACCCUUUACUUUUGUUAACCGCGUUUUCUUGUUUUAUAUUUCAUUUAAGACUGUCCAUGAUGAACUAUAAUUUAAUAUUAAUGAAUUUAAGAGUGUCAAUAAAACUUCAACUCACCAAGAAACUCAGAGUUAAUUCCAUUGGAUAAAAAUUUAAAAGUCUUGUGAAGCCAGUGUUACCAAUCCUAGGACCUUACCGGAGAGUCAAUAUCAGCAAGUGAAAGGGUGAAAAUACCCAAAAUUGCCAAUGAGUUGAUUAGGAUGUUGAUUAACAGUGGAUGUCUAGUGAUUAGAUGGAUUAGGUUUAAUGAUAAUGACAAUUUGUCAAAAUAUAAAACGACGGCCAAGCAGGGAAAAGAUGAAAACCAAAGUCAUGUUGAGUGUUGGAAUUAAAAAGACCAGAAAAUGGGAAGCACAAUAGUUACGAUAAGCUGGAUCUUUGGGUGAACACCAUUAAUUAUAAGAAUAUUAGUCUCGUUAGAGUUGAUGAAAAUUGUCCAUGGAUCUGUGAACAAUAAGAAUUGGAACAAUUAAAGCAAAUCGCUGAUUUAUUCCAUAGAAUUUGAAGAAAAUUAUAAGUGAAAAGAAGGAAGAAAAGGUGAGUAAGAAGGAGGAGGAAGAAAAGAAGGGUUAGAUGAUAUCAAUGAUCUCAAUGAUGUCCAGGGAAGCGUUUAUGAUGAUAAUGUUAAAAGUGAGAGGAAGACACAUUUGGUUGGGUGGAAGGAAGAGUCUCAUAAUUCAGUGAAAUCAUGGUUUUGAAAGGAGGAGUUAUGAAUAUGAUGAGAAAAAAAUUAACUUCAAUUGUUAAACCUCAAGGUAUGAUGAUCAGGUUGAUGAGUGGUGCAGUUUUGUAUCUAUGAGCCAACCAGUUGGUUAAGUUAGAUGAGUUUAGUCAACAGUUUAUUUACCAGCAACUGAACCAUUUUUUGCUUCUUUGUAAAAGUUCAAUUUUAUCCUUUGAAUCAUCGCCGUUAAUCUUUUUCUUUUCCAGGUUCCAGAUUUUUCUUAUCUCUGGUUAACCAAGUUUACAUUUUAACCUAUUAUCUGUUCCCACAGGAUCAUUAUUAACCUGUCAUUGAGUCAUUUUUUAACCUCUGUUAACACUUAUUUUUUAUGAUUUGGUAAAGAUACGAUUUGACUUCUCUGUCAAAGAGAACCAUGUUUUUCACCUUUGCUGUUUACUCCAUAAUUUUCGCCAUUGGAUCAGAGGUUGAUUCUCUUCCAUCGUCAUCUUUAGCCCCAUCAACAAUCACCUCAACGCCUCCAACAACACUUGGUGCAUCAACCUCUACGGAAUCAAUUAAAGACAAUUUAAUUGGUAAAGUGUUGUCAUCUUCCAAUCGACAAGGAUUUACUGUCUCUGCCAAUGGACUCUCCUCGACCGGUUACUCUAAACCAAAUACAUUAACCAUUGAUUUGCGGUCAACUGGACAUGGUGAUCUUGACUUGUUUAGCAGACCAGAUGACUCAAAUUAUCGAUCUACAGGGUUAAGAUCUGACGAUAUCAGUGAAGAUGAUGGCCUUACCGAUGGGCUUGGCACAACUGAAUCAAGUGGACCAACAAUCACCAAUUUUACCUCAUCAAUGGCUGCUGUUUAUCAAGAAGAGCCUGACAAUAUGUUUACUUCAAGUCCUCUUGGUACCUUAUCAGGAUCACAUCCAGGUUCAAUGACAAUAACUUCCUCAGGAUUACAAUCAGCUAACCACGAGAUUUGUGACUUUUGCAUCUAUGAAGGUGAAGGCAAUUUUACUAGCUAUGGUUAUCCUUUGCCUUACCGAUCAAACCUUAAUUGCUCUUAUAGGAUUCAAAAGGUUGCCAAUGAAAGUCCUGAUUACUGUGAACUUGAUUUAAUAUUUCACGAUUUUGAUGUACCAAUUUCAUCCAUUGCUGGUGUCACCUCAGGACCCAACUCUAUGCUCUCUGAAUGUAACGAGGAUUACUUGCUGGUUGCAGGUCGUAAAUUUUGUGGUAACCAUUGGCGAGGUCGAGCUGAAGUGAUACCAUUUCCAUUGAACCAGCGAGAAGUUACCUUUAACUUUAUCUCCAAUGAAAGGGUCUCAGGUCGUGGAUUCUGGGUGGAGGUUAGGAAAAGGCCUGGAACUUGUUUACAGAAGAAAGCAAUGAGAGCUUGUGAGGAGCGUUACUCUGAUUCCGAGUUUUAUAUUACCAGUCCACAGUUUCCGUCCGGGUAUCCCAACAAUGCUGAGUGUACCUAUCACAUUAGACGAUCCGAUCAAUCAGUUUGUGGUCUUGAAUUUAAAUUCCUCCACUUUGAUCUUGAGCCAGGAGAGGGUUGCGCCUAUGACUAUUUAUCCAUUGAUGGUCAACGAUUUUGUGGAACCGUUUCACCACACACAGUGAAGCAAGUUAAAUUUGAUGAAGAUCAAAAAGUUCUGGUUUUCCAUAGUGACAAGCAACUUCCUCGUUCCGGAUUCCAUUUAUUGGUCAGACAACUUCGCAAAUGUGGUCCCUCUCAAUCUUUACCACCACCUCCUAAUUGUAACAUUUGUACAGAUCAAAAAUCGGGAAUAUUGGUCAGCUAUGGUUAUCCAAAUCCUUAUCGAAAUAAUUUACUCUGCUCUUAUACUUUGGAAAAGGCCAAUUCUGAUAUGUGUGCCGUUGAAUUUAAAUUUGAUGAUUUCGAUUUAGUUCCAUCCAAUGAUUGUACAGAAGACUAUCUAUCUUUUGGUGGAUCCAAGUUUUGUGGUUCAACAUUGUAUGCAAGUAAACGUAUACUUGAAUUUGGGUCCAACAAUACGGUUGAGAUGACCUUUAGAACUGAUGGCAGUUCUCAUGCAAGAGGAUUUUCAGCAUCUUAUCGUCAAUUACCAUGUUCAUCAACUGGUUUACCCACUGCUUCAUCUUCAACUACUCCAGCUCGAGAUAUUACACCACUUCCAGCCAAAGACAAACCAACCACAACAAAAUCAAUCUAUUGUGAUCGACAUUUUACCGAUAAACAUUUUCUCCUUCAAAGCUACAAUUAUUCAGCAAAUUAUCCAAACAAUUUAGACUGUACCAUAACUGUCCAUCGAAAUUCUUCCAAAGUUUGCUACAUUGAAUUAACAUUCCUCAUGUUUGACGUUGAAGCUUCUCCUCAGUGUCAAUAUGAUUAUCUAGAGAUUAACAAUGUACGACUUUGUGGUACGCUUCAAAGAGAAACCACUCGAACUUACAUUUUUGAAGGAGUUGAAAAGGUCAUUAAAUUUCACUCAGACAACUCGUCAAAUCGUGGAGGUUUCUUGAUAAGAGCUGAACAAUUAGAGUGUCAUGGGGACGCCAUCAUUCGAAACAUGUCUGAUAUUGUGCCAACUACUGAUGCACUACUUGCUGAGCAACCAAUACCUUGUGAUACCGUAAUCACUGAUCAAACCUUUGAAAUAAUUAGUCCAUUAUAUCCUUCACCUUACCCUCGAUCAUCCGAAUGCGUUUACAUGAUACAUAAAUUUGAUUCUCGCAUUUGUCGACUUGAAGUUACAUAUUAUGACUUUGAGUUGCAAGGAGUAAACUCUCAUGGCUACUGUUCAUCUGAUUAUCUUGAUUUCAAUGGUAUACGAAUGUGUGGUGUUGUAAACAAAAACUCUGUCCGCAAUUAUUAUUUCCCAGAGUCCAAGUUUUCCAUUCGAUUCCAUGCAGAUUCAAGUUUAUCUGGGAGAGGUUUCCGGCUAGGAGUUAAACAAGCAGAGUGUAUUGAACCAGCAAGUGAACAACCUUCAACUUUACCCUCAACCACCAUAACCACAUCUCCACCUCCAUCAACUCCGUUAGCCUCAACCACCCAGAGAGUUCAAACACACCAGUGUGAUCAAGUUUUCACAUCAGCAUUUGCUGAAAUUGUAAGCCCUGGUUGGCCAACCAAUUACCCCUCCUCAACCCGAUGUCAAUAUACCAUAAUUAAACGUACUGAUGUUGGGCCUAUUUGCCAGUUAGAGGUGAAUGUAAUCAACUUUGAACUCGAUCAAACCAUCAACUGUCAAGGUGAUUACCUUGAUUUUGAAAAGGAGAUAAUUUGUGGCUCAUUGCCCUCCGGAACAGUUAAGCUCUUCCCUUUUAACCGUCCAGAGUUUUUAAUUAAAUUUAAAAGUGAUUCCUUGGAUACUGUUUCCUCUCGCCGUGGUUUCUUCCUUCAAAUCCGUCAAAGAGAGUGUAUCGAUGGAUUCAGUGUGAGUCCCUCCAAAUUACCAACCACUCCAUCGGUUCUUCCCGAAAUUAUCAAUCAACAGCAACAACAGACAGCUGAUAAAAAACGCCUUGAAUAUUGUGGUUCAAUAUUGCGAGGUCACAAAUUUGAAUUGAAAAGUCCUCUGUUUCCAGCUCCAUAUGAGGCAGGAUUAGAUUGUCCUUAUACAGUUAAACGAUCUCAUCCAAAUAUUUGUUUCCUUGAUUUGUUUUUCCUCGACUUUGAGCUGCAAGAUGAUAAAGAGUGUAAUUAUGAUUAUCUUUCGAUUGGCGGUAAAAGAUAUUGUGGUAUAAUCAAACCUGGAGCAAUUCAAACGUAUGCUUUUGAAAAUCACAAUGAAAUUUCAAUUGUUUUCCACACUGAUCGAUCAAGCUCUGGACGUGGCUUUUAUAUUAGGGGAUCUCAGCGGGAAUGUGAUCCAACUACUACAACUGUAACAACAGCUUCAUACGAGAAACCACCUACAACACCGAGUAAUCGAUCCAAUGGUUCACAAAUUAAUCAAAUAUUACCACAUUUACAGCCAGUUCCAUCAAUUUGUGAAUUUUGUUUUGCCAGUAGAGAUGGAGAAAUAAAAAGCUAUGAUCAUCCUGAUCUUUAUCCGGCUAAUUUAGAUUGUAACUAUCGAAUCACUGCUUUGCCUGGUCACUGUGCGGUCUAUCUCAAGUUUGAUGUUUUUGAUCUCGAAGAAUCGAGAAAUGGUCACUGUAUUGACGACUAUCUGGAAAUAGAAGGAGAUCGAUAUUGUGGCAAUCAAUUGAGUCGUGCUCAGAAAUUGCUCGAUUUCAAUGGUAAACCUCAAGAAGUAGUUUUACGAUUUCAUUCAAACGAGUUUAUUUCCGGACAAGGAUUUAGAGUUUCAUAUGCUCAAAUAGCAUGUAACAAUCUUGGAGUUAAUCAAAUGCCACUGAAUGCACCAGAUAAACCUAUUCCACAAAUAAUUGCUGAUUCUUCACCAAUCUCAGUUUUAGAUUCAAAUAGCAAAAUAUCCUCUUCUUCGGCAAUAGGUGUGGAUGGAUCAUCAAUUAGGCGAGUUCCAUGUGACUUGGUUGUAUUUGAUGCACGAUUUGAAAUUUCAACUCCUGGUUAUCCAUAUAUUUAUCCAAAUAAUGCCGAUUGUCUAUUCUCUAUCCGUCGUGCCAAUUACAAUAUCUGCAAAUUAAGGCUUGAGUUUGUAGACUUUGAUGUUGCAUCUUCACUAAAUUGUGAAUCAGAUCAUCUUGACAUUGAAGGGGAACGAAUCUGUGGAAUCAUAUCAAACAACACAAUUAGGGAAUUUGAUUUCCACAAUUAUAAAAUCGCUCUGAGAUUCCGUUCAGGUGACUAUAGUUCAAGAAGAGGAUUUUUCAUUCGUGGACAACAAAUUGAAUGUUAUGAUCACAAUAAAUCUCCACCAUAUCCAUCCAAUUCUGCUGAUUUCCCUUCUUAUUCAUCAUAUGAAAAUCGGUAUUCACCAAAAUACCCCAAUAAUUCACCAUCAACAUCAUCGCAAUCUUUUUCAUCAUCAUCAAUAGUUUAUCCAUCAAGUAACUCAUUUAUGUCUUCAUCAGCACCUCUUCCCCAAUCAGGCUCAAGUGGAUCUUACCCACCAAGUCCAUCACAUCAAGCAAGGCAAACCUCACAAGUUACUCCACUCAGUGGAACAAUUAAUGUCUCAGAUAAUAGAGAAACAAAUUCAUCUUCUCAACCACCAAUCAAUCAACAAAAUAUCCAAGAAGAAAUUGAUUCACAGCAAACUCCUGUACAACAAUUCAAUUCAUUUGGCUCUCCAAGCUCUUGCGACAAGACGAUAACUGAAGGUUUCUUUGAGCUUCAAUCAAUAAAUUAUCCUUCAAGAUACCUUGCUGGAAGCAAAUGCUCCAUUAUUAUCAAAAAGGCCAACCCUUCAGUUUGCCAUUUGGAUUUAAUGUUCAUACACUUCGAUGUUGGAUCUGGCUCUUGUACAAAUGAUUAUCUUUCAAUUGAUGGCGAAAGACUGUGCGGAUCUAUAUCGGGUGGAACUGUUAAAACCUUUAAUUUUGAUCUUCCUGAGAAGUUUAUCUUCUUCCGUGGAGAUUUCGGUCAAGGCGUUGGAUUCAACAUCCGUGCUCGUCAAGUUGAAUGUGGUCCAACAACUCAAACUUCACAAUUACUUAAUCGAUCACCAGUUUCUCUCAAAUCACCAUCAAGUCGAUCAAAUGAAAUACGGAAUCCUUUUGUUUCCUCAUUUUCUUCAUCUUCACCCUCGUCACCUUUGUCUUCAGCUUCAUCCUCUUCUUCGUUUGAUCAUUUCUCGUCCAAUUUACCUUACUGUGACCAAAUCUUCUCUACAGAUAGCUUUACUUUAACCAGUCCCAAUCAUCCUAAUAAUUACCCAAACAAUCUAUAUUGCCAAUAUACUAUCCGAAGACCCAGUUCUUCCGUAUGUGCAAUCGAUAUCACCUUUAACAAUUUUGAUUUAGAAGAAUCUUCUGGUUGCACCAAUGAUUACCUAGAAAUAGAUAAGUCGAGAAUUUGCGGACUUUUACCACCAAAUCAUAAGCGACGAUACAAUUAUUUCGACGGCCAAGAUCUGGAAAAAACAUUGAUUCUGCGAACAGAUUCACACAUCUCCAAAAGCGGAUUUUCACUUAAAAUUAACCAAGUAACUGGAUGUUCCCCAACAGAUUCUCAUCAUCACCACACAAAUCGUCAACCAUCUAAAUCACAAUGCAAUGAAUGUAUGAAGGAUUUGGUUGGACAAAUCACAAGUGAUCAUUAUCCAAAUAAUUAUGGCAACAACGCAGACUGUAAUUAUCGAAUUGCCUCAGCUGGACCACAAUAUUGUAAAGUAACAGUUUACAUAAGAGAUUUGGAUAUUGAAGAGUCUGAAGCUUGUGACAAAGACUAUCUCUAUGUGGAUGGACAACGAUUUUGUAACACCAAUUACAAGCCAAAGCCAAUGACCAUUUAUUUCCCAGAGUAUGGACCAAGAGAGAUAACAUUCAGUUUCCAUAGUGACUCGAAAGGAACCGGAAGAGGAUUCUUCCUUGAUUAUAUGCAACAAAGUUGUUCAACUGCAUCACCAUCGUUAUCACCGUCAACAAUGUCCAAGUCUCCGUUUUAUCCCUCAAAUCAUGUGGCAAAAGCUGUUAUUGAAGAGAUUGUUGAAACUAAAGUUGCGGUUCUUGAUCAUCGACCCAAUACGCAACCUAACUAUCCUUCAGUUUCUGCCAAAGACUCUAUUUAUGUUGGCGAUUCAUCAUCGCUUUCUUCCGCACCUUCAUCUUCAUCCGUCUCUAAAGCCAAUCUACCAUCAUCACUGAAGAAAUCAUCUUAAAUACUCACAAGAAUUAUUCUCUUUCAAAUUCAAUUCAUUUUUAAAUUUUCUAAUGUAACUAACUUUUUGUUAAAGCUGCCAACUGUUGGCCAUGAUUCUUUUGUCUAUCAAAUGAUUGGAAUCAGUCGAACGGCUUACUCAAUUCCUGGUGCAUCCAAUCUUUUUUAUACAGACAUAAUUGAAAUAGAGUUAAACAUUUGUUUUGAAAACAAUCUAUUGUAAGCUAAUUUCAAUACAAUCCUGAAUGAUU